GCACUUGGGCCCACGAUCAUUCGAAACAUGCUGGCAAACUCCAUCGCUUUGGGCACAUUUGAGGUGCUGAAGGAAGAUGCAACCAAUAGGUACAACUGCACUGCCCCACAGCUGCCCUCGUAUGUUGUCAUGACAGCAGCUGGCAUUGCUGGACUGCUGUACUGGGUGACAAUUUUCCCGGUGGAUGUCGUGAGAUCUGCAAUGGCAUCUGACAGCAUCAUCUAUUCAGAGAGGAAGUGCCCAACGAUGGCAGUCACUGUCCAGAAAUUGUGGGCUGAGGGUGGCAUCAAGAGAUUCUACAAGGGGUUCAAACCCUGCCUCAUGAGGGGUGGCCCAGAAAACGCAGCCAUGCUGUACACUGUCGACCGUGUGACAAACUCGCUCUCCUAA
Molecule: messenger RNA, 390 nt
Organism: Ostreobium quekettii
Lineage: Eukaryota; Viridiplantae; Chlorophyta; Ulvophyceae; Bryopsidales; Ostreobiaceae
Source: the annotation of a GenBank genome assembly